Molecule: messenger RNA, 1713 nt
Organism: Debaryomyces hansenii CBS767
Lineage: Eukaryota; Fungi; Ascomycota; Pichiomycetes; Serinales; Debaryomycetaceae
Product: cyclin-dependent serine/threonine protein kinase
Exons: 1
Coding region: 1-1713 (570 amino acids)
Biological process (GO): transcription elongation by RNA polymerase II; positive regulation of transcription elongation by RNA polymerase II; protein phosphorylation
Cellular component (GO): cyclin/CDK positive transcription elongation factor complex; nucleus
Molecular function (GO): RNA polymerase II CTD heptapeptide repeat kinase activity; cyclin binding; cyclin-dependent protein serine/threonine kinase activity
Source: RefSeq, a predicted model, not a curated record
AUGUCAGAUAGAUAUAGACCACCAAGUGGCCCAAGAUCUACUAGAGGAUAUGAAGAUCGAAGAAAUCCCAACCCAACAAGUAGUAACAACAACAACUCCAAUAGUAAUAACAGAAACUAUAAAUCUUCCUAUGGACAGAGAGAUACGUACACACCAUCAGGACCUAAAAGGUAUCAAGAACGGGAUAACUACAGACCUAAUUCGUCUGCGAAUGAAAGGAGCGAAUCCUAUCAACCAUCAAAAUUCAGACCGUCUGGACCAUCUGGUUACAGAGGUAACGAUAGAGACUUUCACUUUCGCCCUGGCUCGAAGAGACCACACCCAUCAGAGUCGAAAGGCUAUAGAGGAGGGGAUGAUUACAGAAAAAGACAGGACAGAACAGAUUUCAAUGGUCCAGCGCCUGGCCCAUCAAGUUAUAGGGAUAAAUCAAGCACAUACAGGAAUCCAAGGUAUGAUAAUAACAGUUAUAAACCAAAAGUGAACUUAAAAAACUUACCGAAGGGCCCAAGGUCAGGGAAUGUGAACGAUUCCAGAGCUAAACCAAGACCAUAUCUGAAGGACGAAGAGGCUGCACCACCUAUUAAAUUAAGUAAAUCGCAAAUAUAUCUGAUACGUAUAACGAGACCGUCUGAAAUUUAUAAAAGAGUUCAGCAGGUAGGUGAAGGGACAUACGGAAAAGUAUAUAAAGCUACCAAUUCUAUCACCGAUGAAUAUGUUGCUUUGAAGAAAUUAAGAUUAGAAUCUGAAAGAGAAGGUUUCCCGAUCACGGCCAUGAGAGAAAUAAAGCUCUUACAAUCGUUUGACCAUGAAAAUGUUGUCGGAUUACUAGAGAUGAUGGUGGAACACAAUCAAAUUUAUAUGAUAUUUGAUUAUAUGGAUCACGACUUGACAGGUUUAUUAACACACCCCGAUUUAAAGUUAACAGAAAGUCAUAGGAAAUUCAUUUUCAAGCAAUUAAUGGAAGGCUUGCAGUAUUUACACAAGAAAAGAGUUAUCCAUCGGGAUAUUAAAGGUUCGAACAUUUUGUUAGAUAAUAUAGGAAGGUUAAAAAUAGCAGAUUUUGGCUUGGCAAGAACCAUGAAUGUUCUUAAUGAUGGAGAGAUUCCAGAUUAUACCAAUAGAGUUAUUACAAUUUGGUACAGACCACCAGAAUUACUUUUAGGUUCUACAGAUUAUGGCAGAGAAGUGGAUAUCUGGGGCGUGGGCUGUCUUUUGAUUGAGUUGUAUUCGAAAAUAGCCGCAUUUCAAGGAUUUGACGAGAUUGGCCAAUUAUAUAAGAUAUUUAAUGUUAUGGGUACUCCAAAUAUUGAAAAUUGGCCUGAUAUGGAAAAUUUGCCUUGGUUUGAGAUGUUGAAACCAAAGAUAAACAAAGCAAGCACUUUUAAGAAUGAGUAUGAGUCUAUCAUGUCAGAGCAAAGUUUUGAUUUAGCUGUCAAAUUAUUGACAUUGAAUCCUAAGAAGAGGUUAACCGCUAGAGAGGCUUUAGAACAUCCAUAUUUCACGGAGGAUCCAAAACCAGAACCUUUGCAUUUUUUGAAAGAUGUUAAAGGCGAAUGGCAUGAAUUUGAAACUAAAAAGAGGAGAAGAAAAGAGCGUAAGAGGUUGCAAGAUGCGAAGAAUGCAUCAUCCCAAAACAUAGCACAACUCAAUAAUGGGCCUUCGAUGGAUUCGGUUCCAGAUUCAGUAGUACCACCAGAUGGGCCAAAGGAUUAA